Molecule: messenger RNA, 6625 nt
Organism: Catharus ustulatus (Swainson's thrush)
Lineage: Eukaryota; Metazoa; Chordata; Aves; Passeriformes; Turdidae
Product: RING finger protein 151-like
Exons: 7
Coding region: 219-1082 (287 amino acids)
Molecular function (GO): zinc ion binding
Source: RefSeq, a predicted model, not a curated record
GGAGCGGCUGCCCGCCGCGCCGCCGUCAAGCGGGAGCGGCCGCAAAGGGAGCCUCGGCUGCGCGACAGCGAGCGGCGGCGGGCGGGGCAUAAUAAAGCAGUGAAGAGAAACUGAAGGAAGUAUUACAUGCCUUACUGGUCAGAAAACUGUUUCUGAAGUAUUUGGGCAAACUACAUAUAUAUGUAGUAAAAUCUGCAAAGGCUGAAGGUGUGGAGAGCAUGGGUUAUGACAUCGAGCGCUUCGUGGGCUAUGUUAACGAGGGGCUGUUGUGCUCCAUCUGCCGAGACGUGUUAGAGGAUCCACUGCAGGCUCCUUGCGAGCACGCUUUCUGCACUGCCUGCAUCCACGGCUGGCUGGUUCAUCACAGUAACUGCCCUGAGGACAGACAAGUGAUUGAUGUGUCUUUGCUGCGACCUCUCUACAGAUAUAUGAAAAAUGAUUUAAACCGUCUUCAGCUACAUUGCAGAAACAGAGAGUAUGGCUGUGAAAUGGUUUGUUCUCUGGAGUCCAUAGACAGGCAUGAAAGGGAGUGUGAGUACAGUCAGAUACCUUGCUCCAAUGCUGGUUGUACCGUGCAGAUCGAGCGGCGUAACUUGGACGGGCACCUGGCGGUGUGCGAGUACCGGAGCCGGGAGUGCCCCAACGGCUGUGGCUACACCAUCCUCAGCGCAGAGGACACGCAGCACAACUGUGUGGCAGAGCUGAGAACCGAGCUGGAGCUGCUUCGGUCAGAAAUGAUCUGCAGAGUGGAGGAGGCAAAACAUGAGAUGGAGUCAAGGUUAGAUUCACAGAGAAGGCAUAUGGUCCAAAAAGAGAGUAUUCUGCAAAAUGAAAUUGAAGAACUAAAGAGUCAGAUGUCACGAAUGAUGUCAGACGUGCGGUCUCUGAUGGCAGCAGAGAGGCAGCACCGUCAAGAGCUGGAGCAGGCAGAGCUGGAAAAACGAGAGUUAAUGGAGCUGCUGAAGGGGCUGCAGAAGGACUGUAGAUUAACUACUACAGAGGGAAGCAGGAAAUCAAAUUUCCGUCCUUUGGCACGACUAGAGAGUGUAAAAAGAAAACCUAGGGAAGUUACAGUUAUCUAAAUCGUACUAAGCUCAAAAAGCAUUUUCUUCAAAUACUGGCUUCUGACAAACUACUUUCUUUGAAUGAUGGGUAAACUUUAUAUAAUUUCUGAUUUACUUGUUUUCUUUUAAGAUCUAUAUUACAACUGUAUUUCCUUUGGGGCCAUGAAAACAAACAGAAGAUAUUUUUUUUUGUGAGGGAAUACUGGUCAUUAAAACCAGUAAUUGGAAGACAUAUUUUCAGCUAAUGUUUUUAUAAAAAGGGGAAGGAGACUUGAUUUAUUCUCUGUUUACUGCAUCACUUACAGGAAUCUUUCAGGACUGAAAGCUACAGCCUUUUAAAGUCAAAGAUAAGGACUAUUAUGGACCAGGAAGAAAAAACAUUUAAGUAUCUCUGUUUCAAACAAAAAAGAAAAUGUGACCAUUUGUGAUGUACUUAAUUUGGGGAAAAGUGAAUAGUAGAAUUAGUAAGUCAGUAAUAGAAAAUUAAUAAGAUGUUGUUUGUAGUCUGUAGAAGGUCUUGUUUCAAAGGUGGAAAGCAAGCACUUUAAUUCUUCUGCUAUGUAACAGCUUUGGGUGAGGUUGACUGUUGCUUUAGGGCUUCUCAUUUCCCAGGCUGAUACACACUUACGAGACUAACACUAAAGCCCGAGGUAGUAGAAUAAUCUAAAACCCUUUAAACAGAUAUGUGAAUAACUUUGAGUUUGUGGGAAUGGAUCUGCUUAUUUUAAAAUGUGAAGCUUUUAUAUGUGAAAGUAUCAGGUUUCUACAGGAUCUUUUGAGCACAAGACCAGUCUGUUUAGUACUCAAUGUCUUUAAAGUGUAUGUAAAUACCUAGAGUAUCCUUAAUUUUCUUGUGGCAGGUUUAAGGCUACUUGAUAUGCACAAGAUAUUUGCACAAUCACUUGAGCUUCAGACAUCUGUGUUAGUGCUCAAACAGGCUGCAGGGGGUGCCAGAGCCUGGCACUGGCAUCAGAGGGUAACAGAACACCUGUGUGAGUGUGAGUAGGUCAGUGACCUGCUCUGCUUAGCAAUACAAGGGCAGGUGGAAGGGUUAAGGAACGUCAGAACAUGAGGAAGACAUUGACUGGUAGAGUCAUUCUCUACCUCCCCUGAGGCAAAUGUACCAGUCAAAUGCACCUCAGAAAGUGGAGGAUCACUAGAGAUGAACCUAGGGUGGCAGGUCUACAGUGCAUUGGCCUGGGUAAAGUGCAUCUACACCAAUGCUCAGUGUGGGCAGCAAGGAGAAGGAGCUGGAACCUUCCUUCAGCAGGAAGGUUUUGAUGUUGUCACCAUCACAGAAACAUGGAGGGAUGACUCUCACCAUGGGGGUGCUGUGGUGGCUGGAUAUAAGCUCUUUAAAACAGAGAGGCAAGGCAGGAGAGGUGGUUGGAUAGCACUGUACAAUAGGGAGUGUUUUGGUUGUAUUGAAAUUGAUAGUGAAGAUGAUGAGUUUGGGUGCCUCUGGGUGAGGAUCACAAGGAAGGUCAGCAGGGCAGAUGUCAUGGUGGGAGUCUGUUGGAGACCACCCAGCCUGGAACAGCAGGUGGCAGAGGUGGCACUGUCACCAGCCUUUAUACUCAUGGGUGACUUCAACUUGCCAGAUAUCUGCUGGAAAUACAGCAGAGAGGAAGUGGCCUAGGGGUUUCCUAGAGUGUGUGGAAGACAGCUUUCUAACUAACACAACUAACUAACUAACACAGGUCCUGCUUGACUGGUCUGAUCUCCUAUGACUAAGUGACCUCAGUCAUAGGAGAAGAUGAGGGAAAGGCUGUGGAUGUUAUCUGUUUAGACUUCAGUAAAGCAUUUCACGCCAUCUUUCACAGCAUCCUCCUAGAAAAACUGGCUGCUUGGGACUUGGAUGGAUGGACUGUCCAGUUGAUAAAAAGCUGCUUGUCAGGCCCAGAGAGUGGUGGGGAAUGGAGCUAAGUCCAGUUGACAGCUGGCACUAGCAGUGUUCCCCAGGGCUCAGUAUUUAGGCCAGUCCUGUUUAACACCAUUAUUAAUGAUCUGCACAUGGGGAUUGAGUGCAUCCUGAGUAAAUUUGCAGACACCACCAAGUUGGAUGGGAGUGUUGAUCUGCUUAAGGGUAGGAAGGCUCUACAGACAGGCAUGGACAGACUCAACAAGGACAGCUGCACAAGGUUCAGUAAGAUGAAGUGCUGGGUUCUGCACUUGGGCUGCAGCAAUCCCAUGCAGUGCUACAGGCUCAGGGCAGAGUGGCUCAGGAGCUGUUCAGCUGAAGGGGACUUGGGUGUGCUGCUUGAUAACAGUCUUAGUAUGAGCCAGUGUGUGCCCAGGUGGCCAAGAAGGCCAGUGGCAUCCUGGCCUGUAUCAGAAAUAGUGUGGCAGUGGUUGUCCCUGUAUUUGGCACUGGUGAGACCACUCCUCAAGUGCUGUGUCCAGUUUUGGCCCUUCACUUUAAAAAGGAAAUUGAAAUGGUGAAGCAUGUCCAGCAAAGGGCAACAAAGUUCAUGAAAGGUCUAGAAAGCUUGUCUUGUGAGGAGCAGCUGAAAGAGCUGCCUUUGUUUAGUCUAAAGAAGAGGAGGCUCAGGGGGCACCUCUUCAUUACCUACAACUCCCUGAAAGGAGAGUGUAGCCAGGUGGGGACUGGUCUCUACUACUGUGGCUACAGUGAGAGGACAAGAGGAAAUGGCCUUAAGCUCAGGCAGGGGAGAUUCAGUUCAGAUGUUAGAAAAAAAAAAUUCAUUGUUAGGGUGGUCAGUGAGCUGAUGGAGUCACCAUCCUUGGAGGGGUUGAAGAGUUAUCAGGAUCUGGGGCUCAGCAAUGGUUUAGGUGGUUUAGGAGUUGCAGGAGUACAGUAAUUUCACGACUAUAAGGCGCACCCUUUUGACUAAAAGGCUUUUCAUGUUGUUUAUAAUGGUAUAACUAAGCCAUAUUCUCAGCUCAUCAGUGGACUAACUAUAGAGAUAUCUGACCUUCUGUUCACUGUAUGUGUAAACCAGUUUUGAAGGCUCAGGAAUAUGCAGGUUCAAGAACCCGAAUAUGUUAAUUUUAUAGUUCAGGAAGCAACUUUAUUACUGUGCAUGCCUUGCUGUCACUCAGAGCAAUGCUUUUAUAGCUAAUAUCAUAACCAAAGAGAGAGGCAGCAAUCUUCUUUAGCACAUAGUCUACAUUAUGAAGAUUUGUGGUCAGAGGUGUCUGAAUUUCAGGCAUUAAUAAAUCCUUCUAACUUGCUGUUUCCUUAGUACCACUGAGGCAGAUGUGCACAUAUUCAGGUCUUACGUAUGUAAAAACUGGUCUUGUGUAUUUAAAAACUGACAUAAAUAGCUCUUCUGUAAAAGCAGGGUUUUUUUGGGGGAAAAAUUCCCACAUUCAAAGUAAUUCAGAGUAUUUGGGACACUAGCAAACUCACCAGUUCAUGCCAUAGCACAUCUCUUUAAGCAGCCAUGUUUAAUAAUCUAAACCAGUAAACCAGUAGCUGUAAUUUGGGAAGACCUUCAUUCACAUUAAAUGUUCAGUGGUCAAUUCACUUACAUCAGUGUGUGUAUUAAAGCAAUAGGUAGAAAGUAAGAAUGCUGUUACUCUUGUGUUCUAAACAAGCAAGCUGUGAGUGUCUGUGCUCUGCAUGACAUUACUGCAGCAUUCACACUAAUUUUCAAGCUUUUUGGCAACACCAGAUUUCAUGCUAUUAGGUUCAGUUAGUGCUUUUCUGUGUUCUGUAACUGUGUGGUUGUGAUGUGACUUUAUCUACUUUGCCUAAUGUAAAGAAGAAAAUUACUUCAAAAUCCUUUAAAACUUGAUGGAUCAUCUUUGCUGAAUCAGAGGGCAGUAACCCAAUCUUUUCUGUUCUGACCACAGAAGAAAGCAAGUUAUUAGCUCUGUGCAUUCCUUGUAAUGGGAUCUCUGCAUUUGUUUGCUUUAGAACCUUCACCCACACAUUUAUAACUAAAUUCUUCCUAGUAUGGGAAAUAGGGUUUAUUUAAUGUUUACUUAGCAUUUGGUCUGCUGCCUUUUCCCUAAGUGAUGGACAUGAAAUUGCGUGAGAAAACAUGUUCCAGGUUUUUAGGAAGGACUUUCUGCUGUGCAAUCAAGCUCUGACAGUCCAAACUUCCACUGGGCCCACCAGCUGCUGGAGUGGGCUGUCAGUUUGGGUUUCCUUUAGCUGCAAAGAAUCACUUUCAGAGAUGUUUUAAAUAGGCACACAGUAGGUAAUGGCACCAGGGCGCUCUGGUGACUUUAAGCUUAAUGCAAUUUCUCUGGGUUGAUAAUGAUUCUGCACUUCAGAUUUUCCUCUGCUAAUGAACCUCACACAGGGUGGCAUUGCUGAAGUAUCAUCAUCAUUUGACCUGUCUUACAAUUACAUUAAAUAGCCCAUUAUGUUAAUAUUUCAUCUACUUUUUGCUUUUCCAGUCUCAUGUAUUAUGCAGCUCUUAAUAGCACUUGGCAGCAGCAAGGGAUUUUUUUUUCCUUGUUUCAAAUAGUCUGUUAAUCCUGUUCACAAAAACUAAGACUCCAAGUAUUGUAAUAGACAUUCACUUGGAAAUGCUACUUCCCUAGUCAUGAUCAUAUUUUAGCAUUAUAUGAGACCCUGCUAAAAGUGCAUUACAGGAGGAUUCUAGCACAGAAUUACUGCUAUUACUAUUCUCAUACUAAAUGACACUUUAAUCAGUUCCAUUUCCUCACAAGUGGAACUGCUGUUCCAAGUGGACCAAUAACUGGAAAUUGUCGUAUUUUGAGUUGCUGCUUCUGACUCUUUGCAGCUGGAAGAAGGAGAUUCAGGAGAGAACAAGUGUGGUGUGACUGUUCCUUCAGCCCAGAAGCAGAGAUGUGGCUGCACCAGCUUGUGCUACCAGCCAGCUUAUCCGUGUGAGCUGCCAGCAUGGCAGGGAGUUAACAUGGCAUUAAACAGAGAUCAAAUUUUUAUCCACAGUUAGGUGGGUACAAUGUCACAGUAUCAAGCCUGGGAGAUACAGAAACAAAACUCAGAGAGAGCAAGCAAGGGAUGUGGAACUUGCAUAUAUACAAGAGUUUCUUGCUAGCAUAGAAGGGAAGGGAAUUGCACAGUCUGGCCAAAAGUGGUUUUAUCUGAAACGUUCUUAGGUGUUUGUACAAAGUAACAUAUUCAUAGACCCCAGCUGCAAACAGUUCCUACAUUUUACAGAAAUUGGUAGCCUUGCAAAUGAGAUUUCCCAUGUGCUGUCCUCUUGGAUGUUUCUGGCAUGGUGCUUCUGUACAGCCGCUUUCCUUAGAAGUGCUGGGUGGUAUUGACAAGGAGCAGUACUCGCCUUGCCUUUCUCCCGUACUGUUGUCAGAUGGAGUACGGUAGGUCAGGGAGAUUUUAUCACGUAGAAGAUGCCUUCAUAAAGACCUACAAUUCUAUGCAACUUUCUAUUAACUGAGUAAACACUGAACUGUCUUCCAGCAUUAUGGGUCGCUGCCAGUCUAUUUACAUUUUCUACCUUUAUAUGCACAAGGAUAAACCAGCGCUUAACAGAUCUCAAUCUCUAGUGUGCAUAAGAAAUGGUAACACUUUGUAUCACUUUGAAGUACACUUUGUAUAAAAGUUGAACUAAUAAAGGGUCUACACCAUAAUUAACACA